GGUUGUUGACCCAGUUUUCCAACACUGUGGAUGGCGUCGUUUGAAUAAAACUGUAAACUAUUACCCACACAAACAAGAGGAAAUAUUCGCCACAAAAAAAACGCACAAAACGUAAUUAGAAAAAUAAAAACUAUAAACGACUAUCUCCAGUUACCCAGGAGUAGCAAUGACUCUACCACGAUCUGAGACUCCCCUGCGCCGCUCGGCGGUGGGGAGCUACCGCGAGGGCAUGACCAGCAACACGACAGUGGUUAACGACGACGAGGCGGAGCGCCAGGAAGCCCGGCGUCGCACCUUAAUGCAGCCGCGUAAAAGCACUCUGGAGUCCAUCGAGGACAACGAGGCUAUUCGCAGCUGUCUGGAGAUCUACAAUGGCAACAAGCUGAGCAAGGACAAUGCCUGGAGCGUGUCCCUAAUCGAUUCGCUGGCCAAUCUCCUAGAUCACCACCACAAGCGGAUGAGCAACUUCAAGAUGGCCGGCUCUUCGUUGGAGGCUUCAUCCAAAGUAUAUGGCCUGCGUGUGGACUCCAUCUACCUGGACGCAAUGCGUAUUUCAGCCGGCCUAAGUGCCCGCACGCUCACAGACAAGCAGAUAAAUGCGGCGGAGAAUGACGAUGGAACAGAACCUUCUCAGGCAGGCGGUGAGGGUGAUGAUUCAUCUGCCGCCGCCAGUCAGAAAGGUGCUGCACCCAAGCCCAAAAGACAGAAGAAGAACGUGUCGACUGUAACCAAGAACAAGGAGACCCUGAACGCUCGUCUGGACACGACACCUCUGCAGGAUCCAGUGUUUGGUCAGCUGAACUCCACAGUGGGCUCCAUCAAUGCUUCAAAUCGUUUAAUGCACAACAUUUUGCCCAGUCGGGACUCGGAGCUGCUGUUGCGCACUAACUAUAAGUUUUGGGACAGUGAAGAGGUAUCUGAAGAUAUCGAGGACUACACGACGUUAUCGGCGGACAAGGAGCAGCGGUCAGCAGAAUCGCUUGUCAGUGCCGACUGGCUUCGGAAGCUGCUGCCUCAGGUAGACAAAUGGAAUCUCCGACCCAUGCAUACUGGGUACAUCAUCACAAGCGCCCCAAAUCCAAAGCCAUCAGACGAAAAGCCCAAGGAACCCGAGCCGGAGGCGGCUCCAGAAGAAGAGGAUGAUGGAAUCGACAAUGCUGAUGAUAUGUGUGCGAAUAUCAACGAGAUUUCAAUGGCCUUUGAUGUCGAAGCUGACGUAGCUCCGCUGCCAGACUUGGAUGCAGCUCCACCACAGGUUUUGGAAGUAGGAGGAGAUGACCUGCAGGAGCUUACUAUAGAGGAACAGAUGGUGAUCCACAAUUGUAGGAGGCUGCGUAAGCAGGCCACUGUCAUUGACGAUCUGCGUCCCGUUGAUGGAUCAUCCAAGCUAGAAUACUCGUACCGGCCGAUGGAACAGAUCUCCCAGUUCUGGGCAGGACCCUCGCAUUGGAAAUUUAAAAGAAAUCGGGCGCGCAGUACAUUAUUUCAAGCCAAUGGUCAAACGGACACCCAGGUGGGUUCCACUCAGAAAAAGUCGUCAAAGAAGUCGGCGCAGCAAGCCGCCAAGCGUAAAAAUAAGAUGAUAGCUUACGAUAAUGUAACACAGGACUUCUUCCAACCGCUGGACGCCAGCGUUAAACAGCGGAAGGUCAAUUUCCAAAAGAAGUGGGAUUCUCGAAAGCUGAGUUUGCCCACAAAGUUCAUCUUCGAUUCGGACUACUUCUUCAAAUACGAUUCGGCGCCUAGUAUAAAGUUGACUCGACGCGCUGGGGAGCCGGAUUCUGAUGAUGCUGACGAUCUUGGCCUGGACAUGGAUGUGGGCUCUGAUCACGGGGAUGUCGAGAACGACCUGGACCUCUUGGGUAAUGAACACUUCACUGCAGCCGUUCCCGCCAAUGUAAGCAUUAUGCUUCCGGAGGGUGCGGAAGGAGUUGAUGGCCUGGAUCUGGACGCCAGAGAGGCAACCAUUGGUCUGACCAACGUGUCCAUGAGGGACCCAUGCAAUAAUACAGUUCUCGAAAUUGGAACCGAGUUUGAGGGUGCUCCAUCUCAGGUUACCAAAGUGAUUGUUCCCUUCGCCAAGCGUGCUAAAGUGAUAGAUAUGAAAAAUCUCAAAAAGAGCUGCAACUCUCUGAUUCAGAAGCAAAUGUUGAACGUUGUGCCCGAGGAGACGAUACCCUCGCACCCGAGGCCGAAAAAGGAGCAGUACUCGAAGGGCGUUGCUAGUUUCCAGAAUGUUUACUGCAAACUACCGACCCUGCUGACCACAAAAAUGUCAGAUUCACUCUCCACGUCGGUGGCGUUCUAUGCGGUCCUGCACUUGGCAAACGAUAUGAAGCUGCGGCUUAUUCCUCAGCCAGAUUUGGAAGAUUUUCAAAUCCGACAGGUCUUGGAUUAGGUUUAUUUUUUUUUAUACGAUUUUCUUAUUAAGUGGCUCUUGCAUGUGUUGAAUUCUCAAUGUCACAUUACCUUAAUUUCAAAAUCACCAAAAACCCUUAAUGUAUAUCAGUAUUUUCACAAUAUGCAACCCAACCCAUGUAUGACAAUUUCAGUAAGCUGACUCUGAUUUAUUAUUUUUAUGAUCAAAUAAUCAAUUCUAAUAACAAUCAUACCUUAAGACUAGCUAUUAAGUACUAAUAAAGAUGUGGUUUUAAUCCAAA
Molecule: messenger RNA, 2660 nt
Organism: Drosophila bipectinata
Lineage: Eukaryota; Metazoa; Arthropoda; Insecta; Diptera; Drosophilidae
Gene: barr
Product: non-SMC condensin I complex subunit H
Biological process (GO): mitotic chromosome condensation
Cellular component (GO): condensin complex
Molecular function (GO): chromatin binding
Source: RefSeq, a predicted model, not a curated record